Molecule: messenger RNA, 2218 nt
Organism: Physcomitrium patens
Lineage: Eukaryota; Viridiplantae; Streptophyta; Bryopsida; Funariales; Funariaceae
Biological process (GO): regulation of DNA-templated transcription; ethylene-activated signaling pathway
Molecular function (GO): DNA-binding transcription factor activity; DNA binding
Source: RefSeq, a predicted model, not a curated record
ACUGUUUGGGGCUGGCUGAUGUAGACGCUGGCGGCCGAUUCUACGCUGCAAGCUACAGUAGUGAGUAACAAGUUCCGAGACGGUUCUUGGUGGAUCUCUUUAGAAAAUGCGUGCGAUCGGGCGAAAGUAUUUAUAAGUUCUUGAGUUCAGAGGACGUAGAGUGCUUUAAAAGAGUCGUAGAAUUGGUCUUCAUCGAUUCACACUCGAUCUGAGUGUUAGUCCAGUAGCAGGUGUUGGAAGAGCAUUCUUGGCAGGUUUGUGUUUGGAGGAGGAAUCGAUCAUUUUCAGAUCAGGUUUGGUGAUUGUGUUGUGAUUUUGAGGCGUGGAGAGAAAGGAACAAGGUUGGUGGAGAUAUUUCAAUGUCUGUCAUGGUCGCUACUCCGCCCUGCACCCCGCGUACUCUGCAAAGGUGGAAACUCGAGGAGUUUCAGCAUUAUCUUCUGGAAGAAGACGACAACCUCUGGAUCACGGAGGAGGAACUCAUGCCUUCGCAGCAGAUGGAGAAUUCAGAAGAAUUGAGCGCUGAAGCAUUCUUAGACACCCUCACAUCGCCCUCACAUACUCCCAAGUCCCCUGGUCUGUUGCCAUCGUGGUCAUCAGAUGAGCUUCGUUCUUUGGAUCUUUCAGACCAGGUUCGAGCUCAAUCAAUGCUCGACGACUUGUGUAAUGUGAUGCAAGCAUUCUCGGGGCAACAUUCAGUUCAGUCCAGGGUGCACAACUUGUUCCCUGCGAUUCCCGAUAACCUCAGCUCGUCGAGUGUUGGGCCGAGUUAUACAAGGUCAUGUAAUGGUGAUUCUGAACACAUCGAUUUUGCGGAAAGUUAUCUGGAGGACGAUGAUGCUCAGGCUUGGAUUGAAUCGUUUGGAACAGAGCCACAAGCCUCAUCACCAUCGCAGGAGGAAGGCUGUAUGCCGAAGAAAGAUGACGUGCCGUUGCGAGCCAAUCUACAAACUCUUCAAGUCAAUUCCAAGAGAACUCGGCUGUUCAAUUACCGGGGUGUGAGGCGGAGGCCGUGGGGGAAAUUUGCUGCAGAAAUCCGGGAUUCCUCACAAAACGGUGCUCGGAUUUGGCUCGGGACAUACGAAACGGCUGAAGCAGCUGCCGUCGCAUACGAUCAUGCGGCAUUUGAAAUGCGAGGUUGCAAGGCUCUCUUAAACUUCCCUCUGAAUGCCCACAUUUACUCGGCUAACCUGGCCGCAAAGAAAAGUGCCGGCAGCUCUCCCAAGUCUGCCAACUCGUCGAAAUCCCCCUCAAAGACAUCAGCACCCCUCCGAUCGUCAGGGCGGGAACAGGGAAAGUCAUCUUCAGCCGGCACACCGGCAGAGAAGUUCAGUAAACCAAAAUCUCCCUCGACCAACUCGAAAUUCCCGAAGAGAGCCAACCCGCCUGCUUUGGCCGAGCCAGCUCAAUUCACGAACCUCAACCAAACAAGCGUUCAGAAAGUGGAAGCAGAGCUAGCCGCACAGACUUUGGCCAGCAGCAUGGCCGUCGUCUCCCCCCAGCUUCUGCAGAUGAAAGCUGCCAUGAUGCAGAAGGCAACUGGGCUGAUCACUAUUUGUUCCUUAAUGCAGCUUCUUGGUGGAAUGUCCAGUCCGGCAUGUUCUGCAUCUUAUGGCACGCUACCACAACUUCCACAGAGAGGUUUCUCAUACUUGGAACAGGCAGCAUUGAUCAACGCACUGCAUCAAGAGCAGAACUAUGGAUUUCCAUCCACCUCAGCCGGUCUCAAACGCAGCAGAUCGGCAGAGUCGUUCGCAGAUCCUGCAAGCUUGUGGGAGCCGUCCUCUAAGAAAGUUUUCCGAAGAACAGCUGCCAUGGGAAGUUCUACUUUAUAUUAAUCUAUCUUUAGGGGUCGAAAUUUGUAGUUUAUUUGAAGGGUUACAUUAUCUUGAUGCAACCCAUUGCUAAAAUAGAUCCAAGAGAGGUCAUUCCCGUCGGGAAAAGGACGUGUACAGGUGAAAUUGGGAGGCUCUCCGAGUUAUGUAUCAUAUUAGGGUCGAUGACCCUCAGAAGAUGAAUUAACUUUUUGUUCGCGACAAUUUCUAGACACCAGACGAAUAUUUUUGUGGUGAGCUGAAAUGCUGGCAGUUUGCCGGAAUUAAAUGCUUUUAACAGGCUUAGGACAGCAGUUAGCCGGAAUUAAUCCCGGACUGUUGGGGAAUCACAACACUCCAGAGGCAUCCCUUCAAAUUGUGAAUAAAACUGAUUUGAAGCAUGA